GGGUUGUUCUGCAGUCUAGCAAAAGCGAACGGCGUGUUAACAUGUGGAGUACGGCGUGGUCAAUUCAAGCAACUGUUGAAUUGUGUUUAAAUAAUUAAUAUUGAAGUGUUUAAAGUUGAACGCAAGAAAUGGAAUAACUUAAGUCACCAAAAGCGAAAUAAGUUUCCAAUGCAAAAUUAAAAAUCAAGCAAUUGAGUUCAAGGAAAAUCAUGAGUAAUUGAGAGAAACAUAUUCCAAGUUGGUGGAAGAAAUUAAAGAAAAGAAGAGCAAAAACUUAAAAAAAAGUAAAGAAAUAAAACAGUUAGAAAAGUGAUCAGAAAAACAAAUUUCAAUUAUCCAACUAAACUGACAGUAUUUUGAAGCUCAGUCCACACAUGUUCAUACAUGCAUAUGUACUAACAUAUUUAAUACACGGAGCAGGUUGUUAAGAUUUUGUUAGAAAAUUGGCAAAAAUCCACAAAUUAAUUAAAAUAAACAAAAGGAGCUCAUAAACUUUCUUUUGUUUAUACGCCAUAGAUGUAUGUAUUUAAUCGAAAAACGUAUUAAGUGAAGUUUUGAAGUAUCUUCCCAUCACUUUUUAUUCAUGAAUUGUGUACUUUGCCCAUUGUUUAUCCAUAUUUACAUAUCUGCAAAACGUCUUCGAACAAAAAUUACGCGCACAAAUUAUAAAACAAAAACUUAGAAAACAUACGGAGAAUUUUACUCGUAUUAACAGAAAAUAAAAAUAACGCAACGACCGGAGCUGAAGAAAUUGUUGUACACAAAGGUCAACUAGUGGAAAUUAGCAGCGUCAAGCCAAAGAGAAACCAAAUAAAUACAUAGGAACAGAAAGAGCAGCAUAAAAGUGUUCGUUGAUGCUAACAGCGGGAAAAUGACUGUGAUACAAGAUAUCAAGCCAACAGAAGCUUGUGGAGCCGGCAUAAAUUGCUGCUCUACUGUUGCCAGUUCGGAAACCUCAAUCGAUAGGUCAUCGGUUUGUGUGAAGCCGAAUUGCACGAGUAAUGUACUACACAAACAAAAUAACUACGAAAAUUGGGAAACGAAUUUCGAUCAGUGCAAAGAGAUUGAUAUUGAAUUCGAAAAUGUGAAAUAUACAGUGCGAAAGUUUAAUUUUCCUGAGAGAAAAUUUGUUACAAAGGAGAUUUUACAUGGCAUCAAUGGCGCCUUCCGUGCUGGAGAACUAACCGCCAUAAUGGGUCCGUCAGGCUCUGGAAAGAGUACACUACUCAACGUAAUGACAGGCUUCAGAGCAACUGGUGUCACGGGGUCAAUACGCGUCAAUGGUGAGCCUAUUUCAACAAACUCACCCAGCUUUCGCGAACUUUCCUGCUACAUACACCAAGAUGACCUUCUGCGACCACAGAUGACUGUUGGCGAAACGAUGAUGCUAGCCGCGCAUUUAAAGUUGGGCUUUGGCAUCUCCAAGGAAUAUAAACAAAAUUUGAUCAAACAUAUUUUGGCUUUGCUGGGUCUGGAACACCGAUUCAACGUAUUUGCGGCGAAGUUGUCUGGCGGUCAGAAAAAGCGCCUGGCCAUAGCGCUCGAGUUGAUAAGUAACCCGCCAGUUCUGUUUUUGGAUGAGCCAACAACAGGUUUGGACAGCUCGUCGUGUAGUCAAUGUGUAUCACUCCUCAAGAAGUUAGCUUCGCUAGGUCACACUAUCGUUUGCACCAUUCACCAGCCAAGCGCAUUAAUAUUCGAAAUGUUUGAUAAGCUAUAUACUGUGGUCGACGGCAAUUGCAUUUACCAGGGUCCAGUUCGCGAAUUGAUACCGUUCUUAGAGGGACAGGACUUAGUGUGCCCAAGUUAUCACAAUCCCGCCGAUUUUUUGCUGGAAGUAGCUGUGGGCGAACACGAUCGUGAUUUGGUUAAAUUAAUAAAUGCUGCAAAUAAAAAGUACCAUGAAGAUGCAGAUAGCCAGCAAAUAAAUGUACAGCGGCUGCUUUCCACAAUCAAAGAUAAUGAAGCGUGUAGUAAAAUCUUCAGCAAUUUGAAACGUUUUCCCACCGCCAUGUCGAAGCUUGCAGCCUUCGACUAUGUAAAAACCGCUGCGGAUGAUGUGGCUUUGGAGGAAGUAAAGACGCUCAAUGCCAGUGCCGCUGCCACAAGUACGAAGAUGGACGAUAGUGACGAUGAAGUUGGCUCAACGGCGCAUGCGCGAAAUGUUCGCCGGCGUUAUACAGCCUACAAGGCUUUGCACACACAACAGGCCUCGUUCAUAAUGCAAUAUUUUCUGUUGUUGAACCGAAUUUUUGUAUGUGCGCGACGGAAUUAUUUUCUGCUGCUGGCUCGUCUGAUGUCACACAUUGUAAUCGGUUUAGUAUUUGGCUACUUGUAUAUGAAUGUUGGCGAUAAAGCGACCACUGUGCUCGGCAACUAUGUCUAUUUGUACGGUACGAUUUUAUUAUUGGUCUACACGGGCAAAAUGGCUGUGGUGUUAACAUUUCCUCUUGAAAUCGGAAUGCUGACACGCGAGCACUUCAAUCGUUGGUACGGUCUAGCACCUUAUUUCCUUUCGUUGCUUUCUUUUGAAAUACCUUUUCAGAACAUAAGCAAAUACUUAAUGGCCUGACAGGAGAAUUUCGAGCGGGUGAGCUGAGUGCAGUCGUAGGUCCCUCUGGCGCCGGAAAGAGUACGCUGCUCAAUAUACUAUCCU
This is a messenger RNA of Rhagoletis pomonella (apple maggot), 2656 nucleotides long. RefSeq names its product ATP-binding cassette sub-family G member 4. The transcript is spliced from 11 exons. Lineage: Eukaryota; Metazoa; Arthropoda; Insecta; Diptera; Tephritidae. The record is from RefSeq and is a predicted model, not a curated record. Gene Ontology annotation, molecular function: ABC-type transporter activity; ATP hydrolysis activity; ATP binding. Gene Ontology annotation, cellular component: plasma membrane. Bases 872 to 2572 code for a protein of 566 amino acids.